This is a messenger RNA of Haplochromis burtoni (Burton's mouthbrooder), 1540 nucleotides long. It is a transcript of the gene dap3, whose product is annotated as death associated protein 3. Gene Ontology annotation, biological process: apoptotic process. The record is from RefSeq and is a predicted model, not a curated record. Lineage: Eukaryota; Metazoa; Chordata; Actinopteri; Cichliformes; Cichlidae. Bases 219 to 1406 code for a protein of 395 amino acids. Gene Ontology annotation, cellular component: mitochondrial ribosome; mitochondrial small ribosomal subunit. The transcript is spliced from 13 exons. Gene Ontology annotation, molecular function: structural constituent of ribosome.
CACCGCGUCACGUCACUUCCUUUGUGUGCAGCAUGAUGGCGGUGUCCAUGACAGGUCUGGCACAUUGACAUCGGCUCGGUUUGUGCAGUAUUUACUCUCCGUGACCGGAGUCUGGAGAGCCUUUUCAGCAGAUGACGUUUGUCGAAAUCUUCCUCACUGAACAUUUAAUGAAGUGAGUCGCAGGUGAGCAGCUUUCAGCGUCCGCGCGGCUCUGGGUCAUGGCUCUUCACAGAUUGUCCUCAAGGCUACGGCCAACGGUAGCCCACGUAAGGUCCCUUCACAGCGGUGGACGCAGGCAGCAGCAGGAGGCUGUGGCUGUAGACUCGGAACCGGAACCUUUCUCAGUCUUCAGGACACCGGAGAGCGACCCGGCAUGUCAUUCAGAGACGCACAUCGGACAGUACUACACUCUGCCCUCUGCACAUAUCCGCACGCUGUUCCCUUCAGGCCUCCCUUGGCGCUAUCAGCAACAGGUGAAGACAUUUAACGAAGCUUGCAUCAUGGUGAGGCAGCCAAGCCUUGAGGUCAUCUCUUACCUGAAAAAAACAGACUACAGCAAACCUGCUCUGCGAUAUUUAUUUUAUGGGCAGAAGGGUACUGGGAAGACGAUUUCUCUCUGUCACGCUGUCCACUUCUGCUACACACAGGGAUGGCUGGUGCUUCAUAUUCCUGAUGCUCAUCAAUGGGUGAAGAACUGUAAGGAGCUGCUGCCUUCAUCCUAUAACGCGUCUCGCUUUGAUCAGCCAUUACAAGCCACGGCAUGGUUACGCAACUUCAGGCUCACCAACGAACGCUUCCUUUCAAAGAUAAAGACAAAGCAUCGCUACAUGUGGACAAAGAGAGAGUUCACCGAGGAGGGAAGUCUGCUAGGAGAGCUGGUGGAUCAGGGUAUAUCUCGUGUGAAGAGCAGCAGUGAUGUUGUGGGGGCGGUGAUGAAGGAGCUGAGGCUGCAAAGCGGGCAACCGGGUUCAGACUUCCACUUGGCCGUGGCAGUGGAUGGUGUCAAUGGCCUGUGGGGAAGAUCCACCAUCAAGAAGGAGGAUAAGAGUGCUGUCGAUCCAGAGGCGCUCACUUUGAUUUAUAACCUGAGGAAGCUCAUGAGGAACGACUGGACUGGAGGCGCCAUUAUCGCCACUCUGUCCCAGACGGGAUCGCUCUACACCCCCAAAUCUGCCUACUUGCCUCAAGAGCUGCUCGGAGAGAGGGGGUUUGACAGCAUGGAUCCAUUCAUUCCAGUUUCUGUGCCCAACUACAGCGAGAAGGAGUUUGAGAGCUGUUACCUCUACUAUAUGGACCGCCACUGGCUGCAGCACCCACAGAGUCGAACUGAGGAAGGGAAAAAAGAACUCGUCUUCUUGAGCAACAAGAAUCCAUCAAUGUUGGACAGAAUUUGUGGCUUCUUAUGAGGAUGCAAACAGAUUAAAAUCAGUAUCAGUCUACUAGAAAUACAAAAACAUACAUGUGUCCAUGUCUGUAAUAUGUAUACUGUUGUAAACUAUGAUGCAUGCGUGCUACUUUGAUAAUAAAAUGUUAAAAUAAA